GUAACACUUCGUCCAUCUCCGGAUUCUCCGUAAAGAGUAGAAGACAAUGAGCGCAAUGGAUAAACAUUCUGCAGAAGAUCCUAAGUUUGCAGUGAUCUGCUCUUUUUUGGACAACUUUCAGCAUUUGAUCACCGACAAUUCGGACACUGUGACAAUUGAUGAUAUUCAGCAAUUCCUUGAUGCCACCGAGUUUGAACAAACAAGCCCAGUGGUGAAGUUGCACUUGAAGCUGCUGAGAGGGAUUGGAUUCUCACCAACUUCUAAACCAUCAUGCACACAGUUCUCCAAAGAUAUGAUAAAGUUUAUUGAGGAUUUUCCGGAAAGAGAUGACAAACUGCUGGGUGACCUGGAGUAUAAUUAUACACUACUACCUGCUGAAGUGAAAAUACGUAUCCUGAAGAAUCUUUUGGAAGACCAGUUUCAGUUCAAUGAUUCCUUCAACGAGAAGGUGAACAAUGACCUUGAGAAGAGAGGUGACAUCCGCCAUACGCCUGCUGGCAGAGAUAAGCUUGGGCGGACAUACUGGUUCAUGCUGGAAUCGACUGGAUCUAUGCUUCUCUACAGACAGUUGCUGAAUGAACUCACUGGGGAGGAAACCUGGGCGCUAGUUUGUCGUGACAUAGAGGGCUUGGAGUCCCUGAUCGAUUCCCUUCAGAGUGAUGAAGUGGCCCUGGAGAAUGCGGAUCCCAUGCUGCCUAGCAACACAACUCCUGUGAUGUCAUCUGUGGUCAAUAUGGCGACCGAAACUGGCAGCAGACAAAAAAUGGCUGGCUUAGGGUUUCAGCCGAUGUGCUCUCCUCUGUUCUUUAAAGCCCCGCCUCUCCGUGAUAUACAUGAAAUACUUGAGGACGAGCGACUUUAUGGCCUGAAACACUGCAGUGUGCAUCUGAAAAAAAUUCACUCAAAUAAUGAGCAACACCGUAGAAAACUGAGCAGUUUUGAUGAAUAUGGUUCAAAUAGAUCAAAAGGAAAACCAAGCUGUGCAGAUGUAAAGGAAAUAAAGUCAGAUACAUGCAUUUCUGAUUUUACAAAGUCAUCUGGAAUGAAAUAUGAUGAUAUUGUUAAGCAUAAAUGUCCUGAUCUUAAACCUGGUUUGAAGGAUAUGAAGCCGGUACCAGAGAAUUCAAGCACAAACAAUGAUCACAAUUAUUGUGGUAAACCUGUAUCAGAUCUGGUUGUUAAAGUGUGUGCAUUAAGCAAUAUUGCCAACGACGACGUUAAAGUUAAGGUUGGAACAAAUAAGAAUGUAAAAGCAUGCAUACCUAGUAAACAUUCAGUGACAGAUGAAAGUGUAAAAGGUUCAGUCGUCACAAUGCUUGAAGACAUCAAGAAAGUUACAGAUGAAAUAAAUUUUGCUACAGACAAGUCAGGUAAAGAGGUUACUACCAAAAUUUUCAUAGACAAUAAUAGUACAGUUAAUGAAGCAAAUAUGGCCAUAACUGAUGUUCAUAUUGACAAAAACAAAAGAUGCUCUGCAGGAAAAACAGACAAGAUAGAUAAAAACGUUAAUGGGCAGUUAAAAGCUUGCACAGACAAGAUAGAUAUAAGUGAUGAUGAGCAGUUAAAAGCUUGCACAGACAAGAUAGAUAUAAGUGAUGAUGAGCAGUUAAAAGCUUGCACAGACAAGAUAGAUAUAAGUGAUGAUGAGCAGUUAAAAGCUUGCACAGACAAGAUAGAUAUAAGUGAUGAUGAGCAGUUAAAAGCUUGCACAGACAAAAUAGAUAUAAGUGAUGAUGAGCAGUUAAAAGCUUGCAUAGACAAGAUAGAUAAAAGUGAUAAUGGGCAGUUAAAAGCUUGCACAGACAAGAUAGAUAAAAGCGUUAAUGAGCAGUUUAAAGCUUGCAGAGACAAAAUAGAUGAUAAUGAGAAGUUAAAAGCUGACGCUAAGAUAGAUAAAAGUGAUAAUGAACAGUUAAAAGCUUGCACAGCCAAGAUAGAUAAAAGUGAUAAUGAGCAGUUAAAAGCUUGCAGAGACAAGAUAGAUAUAAGUGAUGAUGAGCAGUUUAAAGCUUGCACAGACAAGAUAGAUAAAAGUGAUAAUGAGCAGUUAAAAGUUUGCACAGACAAGAUAGAUAAAAGCGUUAAUGAGCAGUUAAAAGCUUGCACAAACAAAAUAGAUAAUAAUGAGAAGCUAAAAGCUGACACUAAGAUAGAUAAGAGUGAUAAUGAACACUUAAAAGAUGACACCAACAGUGCUGGUUCAAAUAAAACAACCAGUGUUGCACCUGAUGACUGGUUCUGCAAUACAUGUUAUAAAGUUAAAGUGAGGAAAGACCUCAAGGAUUGUUCUACCACAGAUGCAUGCUAUCCAUGUGCUGCCAAAAUUAUAGCCGACAAUCGCAACAAGUACCCAUACAUUGGUAUUGGGCCAAUUUCAGUGAAAAAAAAGAAAUCUAAAUGUGCGUACUGCAUAGGAAUAAAAAAGUAUCAAACACAUAAUGUUGUAUUCCCAUCAGUUAAAACUUCUGAGAAACUUUCAACCUCCUUGGUGUGCAAGUGUGGUGAAAAAUCAAUGACAGUUAAUUCUGUGAGCCACAUCAUGUCUACAUCAAGCUCAGCAACUGAUAACCAUGUUCCCAUCUUAAGCAAUCCAGGGACCUCUAUUCCAAUCUUUAGCAAUAUUGGGAACUCUAUUCCUAUCCUUAGAAAUAUGCAGAACCCUACUCCUAUCCUUAGCAGUAUGCUGAAUUCUGUUCCUAUCCAUAGCAAUAUGCAGAACUCUUUUCCAAACUUUUGCAGUAUGGGGAACUCUUCAGAAGGUUCCCCUAGCCUUUUGAUAUCUGAUGUGUGCACUACAACUUGGUCAGAUGCUGAGACAAAGUGUAGCCCAUGUGAAGAUGAUAAAUUCUCGGUUACAUCCACAACGCCACUAGCAACUGUAAACAAAAAACUAGAAAAGUCUGCUGAUAGUGAAUUGCCAGAUUUAUAUGAAAGAAAUCUCAGCUAUGCUGUAAAAACUGAAGGUAACAUCCAGACUGGUGUGGUAAUGGAAAGUAGUUCAGAAGCUCUCAUUUCCGAAACAGCCUCCAAGGCAGAACAAAUUGCAGCCCCAAUGGACACACUUGUCCCUGAAGAAAUUAAGUGGUAUCAACACUCUGGAAUGAAUACAUCAGAUAAUAUACCCAUGCCCAUCCUGCAUCAAUUCUUUGAACGUUUGGGGAAACAAAAGCGUAGCAUUGGUCACAUGCCAUCAAAAAUUAUUAGUGACCAUGAGGAUAAAUCAAAAACACUUUUGGAGAGCAGUACAAAAAAUAUUGCUAAAUUGGCUCUUAAAUCCAUAGGUUCUAAAACAGUUGCACCACCACAUAAUUUCCAUGCUAAAAAUAAUAGGCAUAAAAUAUGUAGCUACAAAGAGGUUGGCAAGUUGAAGAAGAACCAUGAUUCUAUUGAUAAUUCAAAUGAUAAAAAAACUGAAAAGGAUGUGGAGUAUAUUGUUGUUGAUGGUGAACACAUCAGGAUUGAAAAAGUAAGUGAUGAAUCAGAUUCAGAGAGUGAUGGACCUACCAUCAAGACAAUUAGAAAUAGUGAAGAAUUUACAGGAGAUAGUGACAUUGCAGAAAUUAAAGACCUGUGCAAAAGUUAUUCUGCUAAAGCAAACAAGAUUGAUACCACUGAUUUUAAUGUGUCUGGUUGUUUUAAUGAAAUACCAAUCCAAAUCCUUGCUGUUGAAAACUGUAGUAGUGUUAAAGGGAUGGCUAAUAAAACCGCUCAUGACUCUAGUAAAGUCCAAUUUCAACAUCAAAUUAUAGAUUUAACAGAAGGAUUCACUUGUGAUACAAAUCAUGCUACCACCAAACACAAUUCAAAUUCAUCCAUUCAGCCAAAGAUCUCUCCUGCAGAUUUAAAGUCCAUUGCAAAAUGCAGUGUUCAGUCAAAACAAGCCUUAAGAGGAAAGCUAAAAAUGACAGCCAUGCCAAAUACACUUGGCUUAUCAUUAGGUACUGCUUCUUGCUCACAGUUUUCUGAAAUAACAAUACCACAGCAUGUUGUUGAGAAAAGAAAAGAUGUUAAAAAUAGACUUGUUUUUGUACCAUCUUUGUCAGGUAAGCAGUUUGUUUACAAACUUAAAACUUCUGCAACCAGUUCAACAACAGUGAUUUUAUCAUCCUCUUCAAGUUUGACACCUGCGAUUUCAUUUUCAAGUUCAACACCAACAGUUUCAUCAACCUCUUCAACUUCAAUACCAUUUAUUUCAUCAUCGUUUUCUAGUUUGACGCCUGUUAACAAGUUUCAAGUUAAGAUAUCCUCUGCAGUACCUCGAAGUACAGCUGACAUGACUGUGCUCAAUGUUGGAGAGAAACCUGAAAUGUGUUAUAUGAACAAAACAUUGCUGCACAGUGCACCGAAAUAUAGAAAAACUCCUGUUAAAGCUCUUACUUCCAUCCAAGAAAGCAUUAAAGAUAAGCUGAAGGAGAAAAUUAGUUCCCCAAAGAAUGGAUUGACUUUGCGUGUAGGGAAAAAUGAUGGUAAAUUACUAACUCUUAGUUCUAUAAAAGAGAACAUUAAAGACAAACAGAAGAGGAAAAUAAGUUCUCCAAGGAAUGCAUCAAUUUUGUAUGCAGGGAGCGAUGGCAGAUACUAUGUUCAGAGCACGGGAGAAGUCUUUGACCAUCCGUCUCUUACACAGUCUAUUCAUCACAAAGCUGGCUUGAGCUUUUUUGUACAUGAGAGCGCAAUAGCAAUCAAAAAGAAAUCGAUAGACAAAUCUAAACCAGUUCAGAAUGUGGCUCAUACACCUAAGUGUAAAGUUCCAGCCCGUAAAAGGAAGAAAGGUGGAAUGAAAAUACAUUAUGAAGAUACUGAAUCCUCGGACAGCUCUUUUUCCAGUGAGAUCUCAGAUAGCUUGUCUUCUGAGGACGAAGAUGACUUAGACAAGGAUGACACAGACUCAGCAAUGAGUGAUGAUGCUGAUGAUCCAAGUGAAGAUGUACGGCUUGACUUUGAUGGUGCAGAUGGGAAGCCAGCUGUUCUGGGCAGAAAUGCAAAGAGGGCAGCAGCCAUGAAAUGUUUGAACUACGCAGAGUUUGGAAAUAGUGAUGCAGAAGAAGAAGAAGAUGAUGAUGAUGAUGAUGAUGAUGAUGAUGAUGAUGUCGCUUACAAUAAAACUGAAGAGAAACAAGAACCAGUAGAAGACACAGAUCCGUGUAAAGCCUGUUCCAGCAGCCGACUGCCACAUACGAUUCUCCUGUGUGAUAAUUGUGACAGUGGCUAUCACAUGACCUGCCUGACUCCGCCCCUGUCCUUGGUACCACUCGGUGAUUGGUUGUGCCCACCUUGUGAGCAUGAGGAGUUGGUUCAGACCCUUAAAAAGAACCUGAAGUUGGCACAAAAUGCUAUAAAUCGAUCGCAAUCAAAAAAUAAAAGACUAGAAUACAGCCAGGAGUCCUUCCAAGUAGCAGAGCAAAACAUAAUCAGCUCUGAGAGGAGAACGCGCAGACAGAAACCAGUAAUCUACAAUGAGUCUGAGUAUGAAAAAAAGAUGUACGAAAGUGUUGAAAAGGAAAUUGAGAAAGCAGGGAAAGUAACUGCAAAGGCCAAAAGGAAAUCACAAUCCCAAAAAUCUACCUCAGACUAUCCAUCAGCAACCGACACUGACUCCAGUACGGGAUCAAUAACAGAACAAAAUACUUCAUCACGGUUUGAAAGGAGAGGUAAAAAUAAGUCAAAAUCCAGCAGCAAAAGCAGGGAUAAUUGCAAUAAAUCAGUCUCGAAGAAGGAUCUGAGAAACUAUAAGAGAAGAAGGCAUUCGUUGACUGGCAUUGAAGACGACAGCUGCAAUGACACUGACAGUGACUAUGUGCCAGAUUUGCACAGUGUCCCUGAUUGUGAGAUGCAGGAUUCUCUAGAGACAUCUGACCAGACCCCUGCUAUGCGUUAUACAGCGUAUGGAAGGAAGACGAAGAAUGUCUCGUAUACCUAGCGUGCCAGCUAUAUUCAGCUAUACGUGGAUGUUUUUUGAAACAAAUUCCAUCUGGAAAUCCUGACCACAAAUAAAAUGUACAUUUUUCAUAAUAUUGGCCAAAAUUUAACUUAUAAUGUCAUAAGUUAAUUUUUUUUAGUCUAAUUGGUUUGUUCUUGCCAUAAUAAUGUAAAGGUAAUUCCAGUUCAAUAUGAAACUAUUCCUUUAAAAUGCAUUUUUGUACACAUAAUUAAAAUACAGACAAUUGACAACUAAAUAAAAGGUCAGCAGACAGAAAGGUUAUGACCAUGACCUUGCCUGUAUGAUUUUGUAUAGGGGCUUCAAAGAUAGAUCUUGUUUAGGCAUAGAAUCAUUUAUCAUGGAUAAAUUUUGUUUGACUCAAGCUGCAAACAUGCAAUGUCAAUCAGCAGCAGACAAAUAACAACUGUAAUCAAAUGGGCUCAAUUUUAUUAUAAUAUUAGUAUAAAAUAAAUAAAAAUUGUUGCAUAAUGGUUAGGUUCUUAAGUUUGCAGACACAUAGAUGUUUUUCGUGAUUCUCAAAGUUAGCAAACUUCUGUUGCUGAAAUUUAGUUGCAAGUGAUGUGACAUUUAAUAUAUUCAUGCAUUCUGAAGCAAGUAAUUUGGCAAAACAAAUUGUUUGUUUCCACUUACACAGACCCAGACUCUUGUUUUACAUUAACCUGUUUACAAUACAACAGUUUUUUCCCAACUUUUAACAGGGUGUCCUGUGUUAAAUAUCUUCUAAUCUGUAUCUGUUAGUUAAUUUACGGAAUAUAAUUUUAAUAGUUUUUAAUGCAUAAAAGACUUGCUCUCGAAAAACAGGGUUUUAAUGCAUGUGGGUAAAGUGUCAUCCCAGAUAAACAUGUCCACCAGUCUGUACAGGCCAAUCAGGGACAACACUUAUAGCUGUUAUUGUGUUAGUCAAUUUAACCCUUUACUCCUUAGAUAGGUAUUUUGACGCAUUUGCAGUCCCUUAGAAAGUUACAUUUAGUUAAACACCUUUCUUACUGGAUUCAAGUUUUAAAGGCUUCAUGUCCAACCCUUAGAUACUGGUGAGCACCAAACAGCAUAAAACCUGAACAGACUGCGAGUUACUCGCAGGCUGUUCUGGUUUUAUGCUGUUUGCACACAGCCGUUUUCACUUUGCUUCUGAGUGGGAAAGGGUUAGGAAGUCUCUUAUAACGAAAAUUCAGUUUUGGAGGAAAGUGUUGUCCCGAAUUAGCUUGUGGGGACUGGACAGGUUAAUCUGCCACAACUCUUAACUCACAUGCAUUAAGCCCCAUUUUCCAAGAACAAAAGUCAAUUUGAUUGUAGUAAAUGUUAUCAAAAUCGCCCCCUGAAAUAAUAAAAAAGUCAUGUAAUAGUACUCAAAUAAGGUUGUGUUUUUGGAAACAAACAAGUGUUGAAUGCCCAUUACCUGACAAUUUAUUGUUAUUUGCCUUUGACUGAAGUUUAUGUAUCAUGAGUUUUUCUGAACAUUUGACUUCUUCCAAGAGCAUAUACAAUAAAAGAUAUAAAUCACCACCAUAUAGAUAGAAGCAUUAAGUACAAUAAUGGACAAAUGAAGUUUGUCUGUUGAAUGUAAUGACAUUUAUAACUAUUAUGAAAGCAUUAUGUAAGAUGUGAAAUAUUAGAAUUAAAUUAUUACAUGCAUUUACAAUUGUAUGAAGGUUAUUAUUUAUAAAUGAUAUUAUCUUGUUUAUGUGCAUUAAAUUAUCGUUAUGAAUGUGUUUUAAUGAAUAAACAAAUAAGUGUU
Messenger RNA from Dreissena polymorpha, 7676 nucleotides. RefSeq names its product remodeling and spacing factor 1-like. The coding region runs from base 47 to 5920 and encodes 1957 amino acids. Gene Ontology annotation, biological process: regulation of DNA-templated transcription. The record is from RefSeq and is a predicted model, not a curated record. NCBI's taxonomy places the organism in Eukaryota, Metazoa, Mollusca, Bivalvia, Myida, Dreissenidae. Gene Ontology annotation, cellular component: RSF complex. The transcript has 15 exons.